Messenger RNA from Acanthisitta chloris (rifleman), 830 nucleotides. RefSeq names its product ADP-ribosylation factor-like 6 (gene ARL6). The record is from RefSeq and is a predicted model, not a curated record. Bases 32 to 616 code for a protein of 194 amino acids. The transcript has 8 exons. Gene Ontology annotation, molecular function: GTP binding; GTPase activity. Lineage: Eukaryota; Metazoa; Chordata; Aves; Passeriformes; Acanthisittidae. Gene Ontology annotation, biological process: cilium assembly; vesicle-mediated transport; intracellular protein transport. Gene Ontology annotation, cellular component: cytoplasm; axoneme.
CAGGUGAUCCCUGUGUAUUUGAGCCAGAAGUAUGGGAUUGUUUGACAAGCUAGCAGGAUGGCUUGGGCUGAAGAAAAAGGAGGUUCACGUUUUGUGCCUUGGCUUGGACAACAGCGGCAAAACAACAAUCAUAAAUAAACUUAAACCUUCAAAUUCUCAAACUCAGGACAUCGUUCCAACAAUAGGAUUCAGUAUAGAAAAAUUCAAGACCGCAAGUUUGUCUUUCACAGUGUUUGAUAUGUCAGGUCAAGGGAAAUACAGAGACCUCUGGGAACAUUACUACAAAGAAGGCCAAGCCAUUAUUUUUGUCAUUGAUAGCAGUGACAAAUUAAGAAUGGUUGUGGCCAAAGAAGAACUUGACACCCUGCUGAAUCAUCCAGAUAUUAAGCACCGACGACUGCCUAUUCUCUUCUUUGCUAACAAGAUGGACCUCAGGGAUGCAGUGUCAUCUGUGAAAGUAUCUCAAUUACUGUCACUAGAAAACAUCAAAGACAAGCCCUGGCAUAUCUGUGCCAGUGAUGCUCUUAAAGGAGAUGGAUUACAAGAAGGUGUGGAUUGGCUCCAAGAUCAAAUUACGCAAUCAGAUGCAAGCAAUGAAGACAUGAGAGAUAAAUAAAAGAUGUAUGGCAUUCUUUUACAACCUUUGUCAGUAGGUGUACGUGUUCCUUGGAAAGGAAGAAUGAUUUAAAGAAAAUGAACAGUUCAGCUAAAAUAUACUGUUGACUUGUUUCAUUUUAGUACCUCUCCCAGGAGAACUGAAUGUAGACAACAUAGCACCUCAGGUAUGCACACUGAUGAAUUAAAUUGAAUCCUGUGACUGGAGAGGGUAU